Molecule: messenger RNA, 1468 nt
Organism: Polyodon spathula (Mississippi paddlefish)
Lineage: Eukaryota; Metazoa; Chordata; Actinopteri; Acipenseriformes; Polyodontidae
Product: transcription factor Maf-like
Exons: 2
Coding region: 434-1429 (331 amino acids)
Biological process (GO): regulation of transcription by RNA polymerase II
Cellular component (GO): nucleus
Molecular function (GO): DNA-binding transcription factor activity, RNA polymerase II-specific; RNA polymerase II cis-regulatory region sequence-specific DNA binding
Source: RefSeq, a predicted model, not a curated record
UUAAACUCAUCUGCUGAGUGAUCCUUUAAAAAAUUCUCCAACAAGCCUUGGUGUUUUUUUUUUUUUUUUUUUCUAGAAGAAUAUAUGAUUUGAAUGUUGUUUGCACCUUUUUACCUCUUUCAGUUUUCAAAACAUUCUGAAAAACCAGGAGCCACGAAGUAUUAAAUGUUAUAAAAUAAAAAAAACUGCAAAUAUCCAGCAAUCUGCUGCAAAGAACGGAGGAAGCAAACACACACACUGCUCUGAUGCAUCUGUGCAUUAGACUCUGCAUAGGAAAAUUGUGAUCAUUUAAAAAAAAAUCUUGCUGCAAAUUGAAAGCUCUUUUUCUUGGUAAAAAUUAAAUAAAUAACUCAAGCUGGCUCAUACUCUUUCAAACCAGAACAGUUUGACAGCUGCUCUUCACCCUCUUUGGAGGACUGUCAACAGCAAAAGGAUGGCAUCAGAACUGGCAAUGAGCAACUCCGACCUGCCCACCAGUCCCUUGGCCAUGGAAUAUGUUAAUGACUUCGAUCUGAUGAAGUUUGAAGUGAAAAAGGAGCCGGUGGAGCCCGAUCGCAGCAUCAGCCAGUGCAGCCGCCUGAUCGCCGGGGGAUCUUUGUCUUCCACCCCGAUGAGCACGCCUUGCAGCUCGGUACCCCCUUCUCCAAGCUUCUCGGCGCCCAGCCCGGGCUCUGGGAGCGACCAGAAGGCACACUUGGAAGAUUUCUACUGGAUGACCGGCUACCAACAGCAGUUGAACCCGGAGGCUUUGGGCUUCAGCCCUGAAGACGCAGUAGAGGCUCUGAUCAACAGCAGUCACCAGCUUCCAAGCUUCGAUGGCUAUACUAGAGGGCAGCAGUUUGCCGGCGCAGCCGGAACAGGAGGCACCAUGGCUGGGGAAGAUAUGGGAUCGGCUGCCGCUGUUGUGUCUGCAGUUAUCGCGGCGGCUGCAGCACAGAACGGGGGUCCCCACCACCACCACCACCACCACCACGCCGGGGGACACCACCAAGCACCCGGGGUCCCCUCUAACAGCAACUCAGGUGGGAACCACCAGCACCACGGCAUGCAUUUGGAUGACCGAUUUUCGGACGACCAGCUGGUGAACAUGUCAGUGAGAGAGCUCAAUCGGCAGCUAAGAGGAGUCAGCAAAGAAGAGGUGAUCAGGCUCAAACAAAAGAGGAGGACCCUCAAAAACAGAGGCUAUGCCCAGUCCUGUCGCUAUAAGAGGGUCCAGCAAAAGCACGUCCUGGAAGGCGAAAAGACCCAGCUCGUACAGCAAGUUGAACACCUCAAACAAGAAAUCUCCAGGCUGGUCCGGGAGCGGGAUGCCUACAAGGAAAAAUAUGAGAAGCUAAUCAGCAAUGGCUUCAGAGAAAACAACUCCGGCAGUGACACCCCUUCGUCUCCAGAGUUUUUCAUGUCAUCCAGAAAAUUUCUACAUCUGUGAUAGAGAAAUGACUGAGUGCCCUUGGCCUUGAAGUAUGAG